This is a messenger RNA of Parnassius mnemosyne (clouded apollo), 681 nucleotides long. The record is from the annotation of a GenBank genome assembly. Lineage: Eukaryota; Metazoa; Arthropoda; Insecta; Lepidoptera; Papilionidae.
AUGAAUAGAAUAUUUGGAAGAGGAAAACCAAAAACGCCCGGUCCCAGCAUUACCGAAUGCAUUAGUAAUGUUGAUAGUAGAGCUGAUAGUAUUGAGCAAAAGGUUCAAAAAUUAGAGUCAGAACUAAGAAAAUACAAAGAUCAAAUGGCAAAAAUGAGAGAAGGACCUGCGAAAAACUCAGUAAAACAAAAAGCAAUGAGAGUCUUAAAGCAGAAAAAAAUGUAUGAGCAACAAUUGGAAGGUCUCAGAAACCAAGCAUUUAAUAUGGAGCAAGCAAAUUAUGCUACACAAACUAUAAAGGACACACACACUACAAUAGCUGCUAUGAAAGAUGGCGUCACACAAAUGAAAAAAGAAUUUAAGAAGAUAAACAUUGAUUCUAUUGAGGAUGUGAAUGAUGACCUGGCUGAUAUGAUGGAACAAGCUGAUGAGGUGCAGGAGGCAUUGGGUCGUCAAUAUGGUGUACCUGAUAUAGAUGAUGAUGAACUGGCAGCAGAACUAGAUGCAUUGGGUGAAGAAAUUGCACUGGACGAUGACACUUCAUAUUUGGAUGAUGUUGUCAAAGCUCCAGCUGCACCAGACAGGGAGCCUGGAGCGGAUAGUAUUCGUAACAAAGAUGGAGUACCUGUAGAUGAGUUUGGUCUGCCUCAGGUUCCAAGUGCUGCUCAGACAAUCCGCUGA